UAUAUUCCAGCCGUGAGCCGGGGCGCUCAUUCCGCGCUGGAAGUCUCGGCGUCCCUCUGUGUUGCUGAGUCGGUAGCCUAGCGUUUUCGCGCUCCUCCCUUUCCUCCUCCCCUUUUCCUCCUCCUUCUCCACCUCCUCCUCCUCCGAUCCCCAGUAAGGCCGAUCUGCUCUGCUCUCGUGAUAAUCACCCCUUUUGAGAUGGUCUGUGAGGUGCUGAUAGAACUGUUCUGAGGUGAGAAAACAUCCUCAAGGAGAGAACUUUAUGGAGGAUGUUUAGAACCAUACCAAGAACUUAUUUGUUGGUGGCUUAACAAAGUGGGCAGGUGAAAUACCGAAAGAGAAUAGCAAUUUUUAUAAAAAAAGAAGAUUCUAAUAUGGUAUCAGUAGAUAUGAUCCACAUAAACAUAAAGCUCAGUAGGAUCCUCAGGUGGGAAACAGACCUAACUGAUUAUCUUGUCUGGAGUUACAUGGUGAUCCUGCAACUUGAUGGAUGACAACAACCCUUUUCAACCAAAAAGUAAUCCCAAAAUGGCAGAACUCUUUAUGGAAUGUGAAGAAGAAGAGCUAGAACCGUGGCAGAAGAAAGUAGAAGAAAUUAAGGAUGAAGAUGAUGAUGAACUGAUCUUUGUUGGAGAAAUAUUAAGUUCAAAACCUGCCAUUUCAAAUAUUUUGAACAGAGGUAACUCCAGCUCAUCUUCAAAGGGAAUAAAGAGUGAGGCACUCAGUCCAGGUAUUCCUGAUGUAUUCAAGCCUACAAGUCAACACUACAAAGACCCAACAUCAAGUCCAGUGGCUGCCUUGCCUAGAUUUCAUCCUGAAUCUAAAUCUUCACAUAGCUCUGUUAUUGUUCAGAAUGCGUCUAAACCUGAUUUUACAAAGAAUUCAUCACAAGCUGAAUCAGAUGAUUCUUCAGUCUUACUGUUUGACUUGACCCAGGAUACAAUACCACUGUCCCAAGAUCGACCAGCAGUUUUUAUAGAAGGUAUGGAUCAAACUUCAUUUGUGUUAAAACGUCCUUCUACUUCUAAAGUAAACAGUGUUAAUUCAAAAAAGCCAAAGACCAGUGAAGAUGUUUCUGAAAUAAAUCCCUCUGCUUCACUGUCUGUAAUUAACUCUCCUUCAGGGACAUCUUCCCAGGCUUUGCUAUCAAAAGGUACAAAUACCUCAUCAACUCAGUAUAAAACUGGAGCACCUUUCCUAAGAGCUUGUCCAAAGUGCAAUGUUCAGUUCAACCUUUUGGAUCCUUUGAAAUACCACAUGAAGCGUUGUUGUCCAGAUAUGGUAAAUAACUUUUUAGGAAUUAUUAAAGCAGAACUUUCAAGUGCCGAAAACAAAAAUAAGACUAGUUCAGAGAAAGGAAAAUUGAUCAUGUUAGUUAGUGACUUUUAUUAUGGAAGACAUGAAGGAGCCGCCGAGGAAGAACAGAAGACUUACACAACUUUUAAAUGCUUCAGUUGCUUGAAAGUUCUUAAAAAUAAUAUUAGGUUUAUGAACCAUAUGAAACACCACUUGGAACUUGAGAAGCAGAACACUGAGAGCUGGGAAAACCACACCACCUGCCAGCACUGCUACAGGCAGUAUCCCACACCCUUCCAGUUGCAGUGCCACAUCGAGAGUACACACACGCCCCAUGAGUUUUCUACUAUUUGCAAAAUCUGUGAAUUAUCAUUUGAAACAGAGCAUAUUCUUUUACAACAUAUGAAGGACACUCAUAAACCCGGUGAAAUGCCAUAUAUUUGCCAGGUUUGCCAGUUUAGAUCAUCAACAUUUUCUGAUGUAGAAGCUCAUUUUAGAGCAUCCCAUGAAAACACUAAGAACUUGCUAUGUCCAUUUUGCCUCAAAGUUAGUAGAAUGGCAACCCCCUACAUGAAUCAUUAUAUGAAGCAUCAGAAAAAAGGAAUUCAUCGUUGUACAAAAUGCAGACUACAAUUUUUGACCUGCAAGGAGAAAAUGGAUCAUAAGACACAGCAUCGUACAUUUAUAAAGCCUAAAGAACUAGAAGGAUUGCCUCCAGGAACAAAAGUUACUAUCCGAGCUUCACUUGGACCUCACCAAUCAAAACCAUCAACUACACCUUCCAGUUGUACUCCAAGCACUUCUUCUCUUCAGGUCUCACCUCCAAAGUCUAAAAAUACAACUGCUAAAAAUCCUACAAAAUCUAGUGCAAGUAAAUCUAAGACAAGUAAGUCUCAUGCAACUGCAUCCACUGCAAAUAAACCUCGUACAAGAAAGCCAAGUGGAGGUAUCUCUAAAUGCAAACCAAAACCCUCUUCCAAGCAAAAGAGACAACGCAACAGAAAAAAUAAAAUCAGCAUAGCUUUGAAGAACUUAAGGUGUCGUCGGGGAAUUCACAAGUGCAUUGAGUGUCAUUCCAAAAUAAAAGAUUUUGCAAGCCACUUUUCUAUAUAUAUCCACUGUAAUUUUUGCAAGUACAACACUAAUUGUAACAAAGCCUUUAUAAAUCAUAUGAUGAGCUUUCAUAGCAGCCAUCCAAGUAAACGAUUUUAUAUUUUUAAGAAGCAUUCAGGAACACUCAGGGGCAUUACUCUAGUGUGCCUUAAAUGUGAUUUCCUAACUGAUUCUUCUGGAUUAGAUCGUAUGGCUAAACACUUAAGUCAACGUAAAACUCAUACUUGCCAAGUGAUAAUAGAGAAUGUUUCUGAAAGUACCUCAACUUCUGAACCUACUUCUGACCGCUUGUUGAAAUAGAUUCCUGCUCUAUGGAGCUCGUGCAACCUGGUGCAAGACAAGUUGGAAUUUCCUAAGUUCAAAGUUCUGAAGUGUUUUAUACAAAAGCAGUUUCCUAAGUUCAAAGUUCUGAAGUGUUUUCUCACAUAAAGGCGGUUAAACAGUCACGUUCAUGACACUAGCUCUCAUUAUUCAGCUCUUUUCAGCUUUCAGAUGGCACUAGAUUCUUAUUCCACCUUAUCUUUGUGUCAGGUUAACAUAUCUUAACAGUCGGCUCUCCAAAAAUAACUUUUGUUGCUAUGGUCUUUUCUUGUUUUGCUUAAAAUAUGUAUUCUUCUCUGCUGUACUUGCCUUCAGAAUAUUACAUUCCAAACAAUAUGGCUAUUCAUCUUUUUUGUCUGUUUUGUCUGCUUUCUUAAUUUCUUAUGUCUUACAUUUUUAGGUCAAUAGCCAUUUUUUCCUCGUUUCUUGUCUGUCAUUGUUCUAUUUUUCAUAUUUUCCAGAUGCAGAAACAACACAGAAAUUUCAAAAAAUGUCCAUGGUACUCCUGGACAGUGUCCCCCUUCGAUGGACACAACUGAUGCCUGUUCUCUCUUUCCAAGGAAUGUGAAUUAUUUGACUGUGAGACCUCCUCUAGUUUGUGGCCUUAAGAAAUCAGAUCUUGGGGAGAGUCCCUUCCUAUCUGACUGGCCUCCCAUAAGGCUGAUGCUUAAUUGGCCAGAGAUGACCUCAAGGCCUACCAAAUUGAGCACAACUUCCCUCUGGGGGCUUUGGCUUUUCAUCUUGAGCUUAUGGAUCAAUUCUAACCAAGAAAAGCUCAUCAAAUCAAUACUUCAGCAUCCAAGUUGAAGUGUAAUCAUUUUGACUGCUGCUCUUUAAUAUUCCUGUAGCAUGCAUGCAGUCCAAGGAAUAUAAAAAUUCUGGUUGUGUAGAGAACCAAGGUUACUUUCAUGUUUUUGGAAAAGUAAAGUUUCUAAAAUUACAGUUCCAAAGUUAAAGUUAUUCAUAUUGUCAUGUAAAGUUUUAUCCAGUAUUAAUCCUAGGAAUUUUCAGCAAUAUUAAUAUUCAUAUUUUUUAAUUUUUAAACUUUUAUUUUGGUAGCUCAGUUUUAUGUUGUUCUUACCAAAUGUAUUAAUGUCCAUUUUGUUAUGUCUACUUCUGUGCUAUUCUCUUUAAAGCUUUUGUUUUGUGUUUGUUUGGGUUUUUUGUUAAGAGCUCCAAUGAAUUUCUUAGAAUUCUCUACAGAUUUCAUAUAACUACCUAUUGGUAGCUCCUUAACUUGAGACUUAUUCAGACCAUUAGACAUUGUUACAUGCUGUGUCUAUCUCUGGCCUACCAUUAACAUUAUCUUAGGGAUUAUGAAUUGGCAAAAAGUUCCCAAAAACUUACAGUCCUUAAAACAAGUUUUAAAGUUACAUUUCUGUACAUCUAAUACAUAAUAUCUUCUUAGCCAUUAAUGUAAUUCCUUUGGAUAAAGAUAAUAUAUUCAAGAAAAUAUUGGGACCAAAAAUGCACUUGUUUCUUGCCCAUAUAUAUAUAGAUGUAUAUUUUUUUUAAUUUGGUGUUUGUUUAUUUUGGUUACAUUGAAUAUAGAUUUGCUGAACAGUUUUGAUGUUAUUACUUAUUUUUUUAAUAAAAUUUGUAUUGUUAAAGUGCCUCAGGAAUUAUUUUCUAAUAAAUAAUUUCAUAUAAAAGCU
Molecule: messenger RNA, 4385 nt
Organism: Microcebus murinus (gray mouse lemur)
Lineage: Eukaryota; Metazoa; Chordata; Mammalia; Primates; Cheirogaleidae
Source: RefSeq, a predicted model, not a curated record